Messenger RNA from Chondrus crispus (carragheen), 273 nucleotides. RefSeq lists its product as hypothetical. The coding region runs from base 1 to 273 and encodes 90 amino acids. The record is from RefSeq and is a predicted model, not a curated record. The transcript has a single exon. NCBI's taxonomy places the organism in Eukaryota, Rhodophyta, Florideophyceae, Gigartinales, Gigartinaceae.
AUGUGCGUUAGCCCUUCUGCAGCACGCGAAGCGUUGUUGUCUGGGUUUGACUGCGAAGGUGCUCGCGUGUGUUUCUCCGCGAGGUGUUCAGUUUUCGAAGCCGUUGGGCGAGCACGCUCCGAUGCCAUUGACGAAGAGGCGGACGGACGCGCAGAGACCCAGGAAGAUGAAUGGGGGGCGAAAAAACUGGUAAUCGACCGCUGCUUGCUGUAUGAAGAAAGGCAGGAGUUCACAUGUCAGUACAAAACGAUAGCGCAAAGGCGGAGUGGUUGA